AUGACUUUUUGUCAAAGUAUCCCGGGCGUCGCGUCGCACUCCGCGCCUCGCGCCUCGCGUCGUCGCAGGCAUGGGCAAACGCGCCAAGGGGAAGCAUCGAUUAGGUACGACGUCGUUCGCCGCGCGCGAGCCGCGCGCGACGCGCGAGCCGCGCGCGAGCCGCGCGCGAGUUGCGCCGCCGCCGCCGCCGCCGCAAACCGAAUCGACGCCGCGUCGACGCGCGCGAGCGCCAGACUGACCCGCGAGCGCGCGAGAUGCGCGCGAUCGAUCGCAGAUAAGUACUACUACCUCGCCAAGGAGCAAGGGUUCCGCUCGCGCGCGGCGUUUAAGCUCGUGCAGUUGAACCGGAAGUAUGACUUUUUGUCAAAGGCGCGCGCGUGCAUGGAUCUGUGCGCCGCGCCCGGUGGAUGGCUGCAAGUGGCGCAGAAAUACAUGCCCAUGAGCUCGACGAUCGUGGGGGUGGAUUUAGCGCCGAUUCGACCGAUUCGAGGGGUGACGACGCUGGUGGAGGAUAUCACGACGCAGAGCUGUCGCGCGGCGCUGAAACGCGUGACGCCGCAGGGAUUAAAGUACGACGUGGUGAUACACGAUGGGGCGCCGAACGUCGGUGGGAACUUCGCGAAGGAGUCGUACACGCAGGCGGCGCUGACGUUGGAUUCGUUGCGGCUGGCGACGGAGUUUUUGGGGCCGGGAGGGUGGUUCGUGACGAAGGUUUUCCGGAGCGUCGAGUAUCACGCGUUGUUGUACGCGUUUCAACAGUUGUUUAAAAAGGUUGAGAGCACCAAGCCCGUGGCGUCGCGCGGAACCUCGGCUGAAAUUUACGUGGUGUGUAGUGGGUACCUGGCGCCGACGAAGAUUGAUCCAAGAUUAUUGGAUGCGAGGCAUUUGUUUGCGGACACCGAGGCGGAGAUUCAGCCGCUCGACGUCACGAAGGACAACGGCAAGCGAAAGCGGAAUCGUAGCGGUUACGAAGACGGCGUGUCCACGCUGUACAAAGAAUGCACGGCGGAAGAAUUCAUCGUGAACGAAAAGCCGGGAGAAAUGCUUGGGAGUCAUCACACGUUUAUUUUGGACGGCAAGGUGCGUCGUCAAGAGCGCGACGUUUUUCUCGCGGCGAUCGAAAGCUUAUGA
Molecule: messenger RNA, 1131 nt
Organism: Ostreococcus lucimarinus CCE9901
Lineage: Eukaryota; Viridiplantae; Chlorophyta; Mamiellophyceae; Mamiellales; Bathycoccaceae
Exons: 1
Coding region: 1-1131 (376 amino acids)
Biological process (GO): rRNA methylation; maturation of LSU-rRNA from tricistronic rRNA transcript (SSU-rRNA, 5.8S rRNA, LSU-rRNA); maturation of 5.8S rRNA from tricistronic rRNA transcript (SSU-rRNA, 5.8S rRNA, LSU-rRNA)
Cellular component (GO): preribosome, large subunit precursor; nucleolus
Molecular function (GO): rRNA (uridine-2'-O-ribose)-methyltransferase activity; rRNA (guanine) methyltransferase activity
Source: RefSeq, a predicted model, not a curated record